Molecule: messenger RNA, 228 nt
Organism: Cylicostephanus goldi
Lineage: Eukaryota; Metazoa; Nematoda; Chromadorea; Rhabditida; Strongylidae
Source: the annotation of a GenBank genome assembly
GUAGUGUGCUUGAGAGAAGAACCAAGAACCGUGCUCGGCAUGCACAUUGUUGGCCCCAAUGCAGCAGAGAUUAUUCAAGGCUACGCCAUUGCUGUAAAAGCUGGAAUAACUUUUGAUCAGUUGAUUGAUACCACUGCUAUUCACCCAUGUAGCUCCGAAGAGUUUGUGAAGAUGCAGAUCACAAAGCGAUCCGGAAAAGAUCCUAGGGUGCAGGGUUGCUGCGGCUAG